This is a messenger RNA of Thunnus maccoyii (southern bluefin tuna), 1771 nucleotides long. Its product is annotated as serine/threonine-protein kinase Nek1-like. Gene Ontology annotation, biological process: protein phosphorylation. The coding region runs from base 230 to 1354 and encodes 374 amino acids. Gene Ontology annotation, molecular function: ATP binding; protein kinase activity. NCBI's taxonomy places the organism in Eukaryota, Metazoa, Chordata, Actinopteri, Scombriformes, Scombridae. The record is from RefSeq and is a predicted model, not a curated record. The transcript has 14 exons.
CGAACAGUCGCGUAUGUACAAGCCAAAAGUGAAAGUGUCUUCACCAGCAGAGGGCUGUAAUGGCGGACCGCCUCGGCAUAUGAAGUGCAGCGCUUUAUCCAAAGGACAGAUAGACGCCUGAACAACUGAUUACUGCAUGACUGAAACCAUCUCUUGGAUAGAAGAAUGUAUUUUUAGGGGGGAAUCCCUUCUACAAAGAGCAGCAUGAGGUGGCAGUCAUUCCACUAACAUGGAGAAGUAUGAAGAGGUGACGAAUAUUGGGAAAGGUGGAUUUGGAAAAGCCAUCCUUGUCAAAUCCAAAGAGGAUGGACACCAAUAUGUCAUCAAGGAGAUACAUGGCAUAUCUGGAAUGUCACCUGAAGAGAGGCAGAAAGCUCAAAAAGAAGUUGAAGUCCUCGCCAACAUGAGUCAUCCCAACAUUGUCAAGUAUAAAGAGUCUUUUGAAGUGAAGGGCCAUCUGUGUAUUGUGAUGGACUACUGUGAGGGAGGAGACCUCUUAGAGAAGAUCAAAUCUCAGAAAGGAGAACUUUUCUCAGAAGAACAAAUCCUGGACUGGUUUGUGCAGAUUUGUCUGGCACUAAAGCACAUCCAUGAUAGAAAAAUCCUCCACAGGGACAUUAAACCACAGAACAUAUUUUUGACAAAAGGUGGGACUGUACAGCUCGGGGACUUUGGAGUUUCAAGAGUGCUGAACAGCACUUUAGAACUAGCAACAACAGUCAUAGGAACACUAUAUUACCUUUCACCAGAGAUCUGCGAAAACAAACCAUAUGACAACAAAAGUGAUAUUUGGUCCCUCGGCUGUGUCCUGUAUGAAAUGUGCACUCUUAAGCGUGCAUUUGAGGCUGGCAGUAUGAAGGACAUACUUCUGAAGAUCAUCAAUGACUCAUACCCUCCUGUGUCUGAUCACUACUCCCAAGAACUGCGUUCUCUCUCGGCACAGCUGUUGAAACCCGACCCCACAGAGAGGCCCUCAGUCAGCAGCAUACUGGAAGAACCUUUCCUCUCCUGUAGGAUACAGAGGUUCCUCACACCACAGGUUUGUCAGACUCUUAUGAUGUCUGACAAAAAAGGAACACUUGUGUCUGAGCAUGAAAAAAGAAAAAAGGAGAGGCAAGAAUAUAAAGGUGCAUCAACCACCUCUACUGCUGGUGCAGAAUCUGGUUAUGUAACCCAAGAAGCUCACAGUGCUGGUGUCGGCUGCGAGGAGGGAAACUCUCCCUCUAGAACCGCUCUGUGUGGGAAACAUGACACCAAGACAAAAGCUCAAAGCUGUGUGUCCAUGAAGAGUGAUGAUUCUAAGGAUUGGAAUAUAUUAUUUAAAGAUGGACAAUCUGACGGGUAUUCGGGCUAAAAGAGUCUCCAGGGUACCUGAGCACCAAUUUAAAGGUUCCGGGAGAUACCAUGUAGUAAUUAGUGUAGGGAUGUUAGUGUACUUUAAUCUCCUAUUCAGGUUUUCUAUGAUUCUAUUGUAAUGUGUAGCAUAAAUCUAGAUGAGGUAAACUAUUUGACGUGUGUAGUAUAAAAUGUAUUUCAUGUUUUUGUUGUUUUUGUGUAGUUUUGAUGUUAGGGUUGGGGCAGAUUUCCCUAUACUGUGGUAGGGGUCGAGGUCGUACCCAGUGGCAGGCUAUAUAAGGCUGCCAGUUUCCAUCAAGCUUUGCUGCUGUCAAGAUCACAUGCUGCCUGUCAUCCACAGUAUUUUAUGGGGAAAAUUAUGACUGUUGUACUGUGUCUGUGGGUGAAAUAAACACCUGGUUGGUCUGCAACCUAA